UCAGCACGUCGUUGAGGAGGCGGGGGUGGGGCGUGGUCGGCUUCAGUGUUGGCGUCUCGCGAGGGCUUCCUGCGUUGCUCUGUGCGCUGCGGGGCCGCAGCCGGAUCGUGUGCCUUGUUCUUCCUCGUACCCGGGUUCCCGGGGCCGCUGCCCGACCCUUCCGGACCCCUCGCUCUCGGCUGUCGCCCGGGAUGUAUCACAACAGCAGCCAGAAGCGGCACUGGACGUUCUCCAGCGAGGAGCAGCUGGGGCGCCUCCGGGCCGACGCCAACCGCAAGUUCAAGUGCAAAGUGGUGGCGAACGGGAAGGUUCUGGCAAAUGAUCCAAUCUUUCUUGAACCUCAUGAAGAAUUGGUAAUCUGCAAAUAUUAUGAGAAAAGACUGUUAGAUUUCUGCUCCAUAUUUAAGCCUACAAUGCCAAGGUCUGUUGUGGGUACAGCAUGUAUGUACUUCAAACGUUUUUACCUCAAUAACUCAGUGAUGGAAUAUCACCCUCGGAUAAUAAUGCUUACUUGUGCAUUUUUGGCAUGUAAAGUAGAUGAAUUUAAUGUGUCCAGUGUACAAUUUGUUGGCAAUCUUCGGGAGAGCCCUCUUGGGCAGGAAAAGGCACUUGAACAAAUUUUGGAAUAUGAACUCUUACUUAUUCAGCAACUUAAUUUCCACCUUAUUGUCCACAAUCCUUACCGGCCGUUUGAGGGCUUUCUCAUUGACUUGAAGACUCGUUAUCCAGUACUAGAGAACCCAGAGAUUUUAAGGAAAACAGCUGACGACUUUCUUAAUAGAAUUGCUUUGACAGAUGCUUACCUUUUGUAUACACCUUCACAGAUCGCUCUGACUACCAUUCUGUCUAGUGCCUCCAGGGCUGGAAUUAACAUGGAAAGUUAUUUAUCAGAAAGUCUUAUGCUAAAAGAGAACCGAACCUGUUUGUCACAGUUAUUAGAGACAAUGAAAUGCAUGAAAACCUUAGUAAAGAAGUAUGAACCACCAAGGCCCGAGGAAGUUGCUGCCCUAAAACAGAAACUAGAGAAGUGUCACAGUGCCGAGCUUGCAUUUAAUAUCAAUGUAAAGAAGAGGAAAGGUUAUGAAGAAGAUGAGUAUGUCUCAAAGAAAUCUAAGCUGGAGGAGGAAGAAUGGACUGAUGAUGAUCUUCUGGAUUCCCUAUAACUUUAUGGGUGUUACCAAGUGUUAUGUUGGAACAUAUAAAGUUAACUCCGGAGUUCUGAAUUGAGAGAUAGGGGUGCUUUAUCUUGAGUCAAAAGUGUGCAGUGAAAAUAACUCCCUUUCAUUAAACUUUUUCUAUUUAUGAUA
This is a messenger RNA of Trichosurus vulpecula (common brushtail), 1307 nucleotides long. It is a transcript of the gene CCNH, whose product is annotated as cyclin H. Gene Ontology annotation, molecular function: cyclin-dependent protein serine/threonine kinase regulator activity. Gene Ontology annotation, biological process: regulation of transcription by RNA polymerase II; regulation of cyclin-dependent protein serine/threonine kinase activity; DNA-templated transcription. The record is from RefSeq and is a predicted model, not a curated record. NCBI's taxonomy places the organism in Eukaryota, Metazoa, Chordata, Mammalia, Diprotodontia, Phalangeridae. The transcript is spliced from 9 exons. Gene Ontology annotation, cellular component: nucleus; transcription factor TFIIK complex. The coding region runs from base 192 to 1163 and encodes 323 amino acids.